AUGGCCGAGCACCCUUCAUUCACUCUCGCUGGUCUCCUGGCCGCUGGCGGUACAGCUGGCUACAUCCGAACUCGCUCAACACCUUCUCUCGUCGCUGGUGUCGGUCUCGGUGUCUCAUACGCUUACGCUGGCUAUCUUCUCAAGAACAACAAGGACUACGGGUCUGAGCUUGCUCUUGCCAACAGUGUCCUCCUUACCGGCUCUGCUGUGCCCAGAAUCAUCAAGACUGGUGGCCGAGCUCCUGUGCCGCUUCUUCUUGGUGCUGUGGGUGGACUUGCGACGUAUUACUACCAGAAGAAGUUCCUUCGGCAGAGACAUGCCAAGGAGAGAAGACUACGGAUGCAGAAACAUCAGGAGGACAUGGCUAGAAAUGCGGAGAGUACUUCGCUGAACAAGGUUCUUGGGUAUAGCCGUGAUCCAUUUGCCGCGCUUCCGAAACAACUCUUAUCUUAUGAGAACUUUCUUCUCGACCACUAUAUUCGUGUCGUUGUUCCAUACAACGUCAAGACAUGCCGUCUUUUCAACAAGAUGAACGACCAUGAAGGACACGUGAUGCGCGACUGGGUCGGUCUCGCCAUUACAGACAGUGAUCUUCUCUGCUCCAUCAUCCUCCUCGGCGCAUGCCGCCAUAUCAUUAGCAACAACCCCAACUCCGGUUUGAUGCCGGCCGCACUGCAGUACAAGUAUAGCGGUCUCAAGGCACUACGCCAUGCCGUUAGUGGCGCCUCACCGACUCUCAGCGCGCUAACUAUUGCGAAAGCUUGUGCUAUGGCUUUAGAUGAGGUUAAUUUUGGUGAGCCUGUUGUUGCGAGGCAACAUAUCCAGGCCAUCCCCGCCGGCUCAUGGGUCCUCGUCACCGGCGCUACAGGCUUUGUCGCCAGCCACGUUUCCCGUCAACUUCUCCAGCGCGGCUUCAAAGUCCGAGGCACAGUCCGUGACCAAGCCAAAGCUCAAUGGCUCAUUGACGAUCACUUCAAGUCUUAUGCCGACAGCGGCUCCUACGAGCUCGUUACUGUUCCUGACCUAUCUGCUGCUGGAGCUUUUGACAAGGCAGUGAAAGGUGUCUCAGCCGUUGCUCACAUUGCAAGUGUUCUCGACUUUGAUCCCAACCCCAACAAUGUCGUCCCCCAGACUGUCGCAGGAGUAACCUCUGUCCUCGAAAGUGCAUCCAAAGAGUCGUCUGUCACCCGCUUUGUCUUCACGAGCUCCAUCGUCGCAGUAGUUUUCCCUACACCUGAUCAAGACGAUGUCGUUGACCGCAAUUCGUGGAACGAGUUUGCUGUCAAAGAAGCCUGGGCUCCACCGCCUUACGAACCCUCGCGUGCAAUGCUCGUCUAUGCUGCAAGCAAGGUCGCUGCAGAACAGGCGCUAUGGAAAUACGUCGACGAGAACAAGCCUCACUUUGUGACCAAUGUUGUCAGCCCUUCUGGUAUCUUGGGCGAGCCGCUCCACGAGAAACACGCCAGUUCAUACGGAAACUGGAUUUAUUCUCUCUUCAUCGAGAAGAGGGAGAUGAUUGACACGUUCCAAACCUCAUUCUUUGUCGACGUCCAAGACGUUGCCCUCAUUCACGUCGCUGCCAUUCUUGAUCCCGAAGUCAAGGAUGCGCGUCUCCAGACGUGGGGCCACAAAGCUCACUGGAACGAUUUCUUGCCCAUACUGCGAGAGCUUCGACCGCAGAGGAAGUUCAUCGAUGACUAUCCUGAGACGUUCUAUCUCAAGGUCUCGACGGAUCAGUCUGAGCCUGUUGCUCUCUUGAAGAAGUGGGCUGGUCAGGAAGACUGGAAGCCACUCAGGCAGAUUAUUACCGAGGCCAUCAACAACCCCUACUGGAAGACUGAGUAG
Messenger RNA from Fusarium tjaetaba, 1845 nucleotides. Its product is annotated as aldehyde reductase 2. Bases 1 to 1845 code for a protein of 614 amino acids. The transcript is spliced from 8 exons. Gene Ontology annotation, biological process: steroid biosynthetic process. NCBI's taxonomy places the organism in Eukaryota, Fungi, Ascomycota, Sordariomycetes, Hypocreales, Nectriaceae. The record is from RefSeq and is a predicted model, not a curated record. Gene Ontology annotation, cellular component: membrane. Gene Ontology annotation, molecular function: 3-beta-hydroxy-Delta5-steroid dehydrogenase (NAD+) activity.